This is a messenger RNA of Nomascus leucogenys (northern white-cheeked gibbon), 4275 nucleotides long. It is a transcript of the gene ALDH8A1, whose product is annotated as aldehyde dehydrogenase 8 family member A1. The record is from RefSeq and is a predicted model, not a curated record. Gene Ontology annotation, biological process: retinoic acid metabolic process. Lineage: Eukaryota; Metazoa; Chordata; Mammalia; Primates; Hylobatidae. Gene Ontology annotation, molecular function: retinal dehydrogenase (NAD+) activity.
GAAUGUAGUUAAAGAUACUGAGUUAUAUUUCCAAAGCUUCUGCAGAACUUUUGAGCUGCAAAAAAAAAAAAAAAAAAAAAAAAAAAAAAGACCAAGAAGUUGGUCCUUUGUUUAGCAGAGUGUCAUAGAUAGUCUUCAGAUAGGCUGAGAGGGGCCUGGAGCUUAGUUCCACAGGGAAUGGGUUGCCUGUUGCUUUGCAUCAGAGAUUAGCAAGAAUUUUGGAGAAUAUCUAGGGACCAAUAAUGAUGGAAGCAGAGAGGGCCUAAGGAGGUGCACGGCCAGCAAGUGCCCUCAUGUGAUCAAUGAAUUUUAGAAUAUUGGUACCUAAUGUUCAACUGAAUUAUAACUAUAAAUCAUAAUUAUAAAAGUAAUAUGGGCUUGCCAUAAAAUAUCCAAGCAGUUAAAAAGUAUUUAGAGUAAAAAUGGCUUCCCAUCAACCAUGUAAAUAGCCAAAGAAACUAUACUGUAUAUAUUAUUCACUAGUUUUCUUUUUUCACUUAACAAUACAUCCUUCUAAUGUCUAAGUAGUAUUCCCUGUUAUGAAUAUAACUAUUAUACUCUAAUAUUCUCCAAUUGAUGGACAUUUAGGUUGUUUUGAUUUUUAAGUUAUGAUAAAAAACGAUGUCCUGUGACUUAUGUACUUGUUCAUGAGCACGUAAUUGUGUAGGAGAGAUUCCUAGAAGAGAAAUUGACCAGACCCUGACAAAUUGCCCCAAGCAAUGUUCUGCGAACCCUCCCACCUAUGGACUAGGGAUGAUUCUCCACAUCCUCACAGGGUGGAUGUUCUCAAUCUUUAAAAAUGCUCUCCAGUAUGAUUGGCAAAUCAGGCCACCUCUGUAUUUCACAUUGCUUGCUUAAUAACAAGGCUGAGCAUUGUGAAUAUAUUCAUUAGCCAAUUGUGUUCCUUUUCCUAUGGAUCGCUUUUUUGUAUCUUUGCUUAUCUUUUCUGUUGGGGUGCUCAUUUCUCUUACCAAUUUGUAGAAAUUCUCAGCCACGUCAGGGAUCUGAACCCCUUGCUAUAUGUGUCACACAUGUUUUUGGCUUGUCUUUAUCUCCAUGGCACAUCUAGGAAGAUGUGAGCAGCCACUGUGGCCCCGGUUUUGGCAUGGAGAGACAGCUCUUCCGAGAGAGGGCAGCCAAGGUAAAGAAACACAGAUGAGCCAUGGAAAGACGGCAUCUGUCUUCAGUUACCUCUGCAGGGUGAGCAGUGAUGCGUUGAGGGAAAAGUGUAUGAUUUGGAGAUUAAAGGGCUACAGUUCAUCCCCUGCUAACUAUGUGACCGUGGAAAAAUGGUCUAAUCUCUCCAAGGCUCAGUUUCUUCUAUAAAAGAGAGGAAGUAAUGGUUACUUCAUAUAGGAUUGUCGUGUGGAAUAAAUGAGUAAAUUCAUGUAAAGGACUUGCUUCGGGGCCUGGCAUCCAAUCAGUGUUUGAGCAGUGAACAGUUUACAGUGUGAACCCAAUAAAAUCACAUGCACAGAUGCCUUUUGACGAUUUUAAAGGGCUAUGAACACAUAAGUAACUAGCUGUUACUUUUACACACAAUUAUCCAUGUCAGGUAAUGUACUAGAAGUCUGUGAAACAUUCAGCCACUCUCUUAGUUCUGAGUUUGGAGACAGGAAUGCUCUCUGAGAGCGUCAGGUGCCCUCCCACACUCACUGAUUGGUAAAGGGGAAGAUGGGGGCUGGGAAGGGGGAGGCUCACUCAGGAGUCCAGACAGUGGUGGGGACAACCUGAGUGCUCAGUCGUAAAGAGGAAAGGCAGAAUUUUUCCUUGCUAUGGCUGGAACAAAGGCACUUUUGAUGCUGGAAAACUUCAUAGAUGGAAAAUUUUUACCUUGUAGCUCAUAUAUAGAUUCUUACGACCCAUCAACGGGGGAAGUGUAUUGCAAAGUGCCAAAUAGUGGAAAAGAUGAGAUCGAAGCUGCGGUCAAGGCCGCCAGAGAAGCCUUUCCUGGCUGGUCAUCCCGCAGCCCCCAGGAGCGCUCGCGGGUCCUGAACCAGGUGGCGGAUUUGCUGGAGCAGUCCCUGGAGGAGUUUGCCCAGGCUGAGUCUAAAGACCAAGGGAAAACCUUAGCACUGGCAAGAACCAUGGACAUUCCCCGGUCUGUGCAGAACUUCAGGUUCUUCGCUUCCUCCAUCCUGCACCACACAUCAGAGUGCACGCAGAUGGACCACCUGGGCUGCAUGCACUACACGGUGCGGGCCCCGGUGGGAGUCGCUGGUCUAAUCAGCCCCUGGAAUUUGCCACUCUACUUGCUGACCUGGAAGAUAGCUCCAGCGAUGGCUGCAGGGAACACUGUGAUAGCCAAGCCCAGUGAGCUGACUUCAGUGACUGCGUGGAUGUUGUGCAAACUCCUGGAUAAAGCAGGUGUUCCACCAGGUGUGGUCAAUAUUGUGUUUGGAACCGGGCCCAGGGUGGGUGAGGCCCUGGUGUCCCAUCCAGAGGUGCCCCUGAUCUCCUUCACCGGGAGCCAGCCCACCGCCGAGCGGAUCACCCAGCUGAGUGCUCCCCACUGCAAGAAGCUCUCCCUGGAGCUGGGGGGCAAGAAUCCUGCCAUCAUCUUUGAGGAUGCCAACCUGGAUGAGUGCAUUCCGGCAACUGUCAGGUCCAGCUUUGCUAACCAGGGUGAAAUCUGUCUCUGUACCAGCAGGAUCUUUGUCCAGAAGAGCAUCUAUAGUGAAUUUUUAAAGAGAUUUGUAGAAGCUACCAGAAAGUGGAAAGUCGGCAUUCCCUCUGAUCCAUUGGUGAGCAUGGGUGCUCUGAUAAGUAAAGAACAUUUGGAGAAAGUCAGAAGUUACGUCAAGAGAGCUCUUGCUGAAGGUGCCCAAAUUUGGUGCGGUGAGGGAGUGGAUAAGUUGAGCCUCCCUGCCAGGAACCAGGCAGGCUACUUUAUGCUUCCCACGGUGAUAACAGACAUUAAGGAUGAAUCCUGCUGCAUGACGGAAGAGAUAUUUGGUCCAGUGACGUGUGUCGUCCCCUUUGAUAGUGAAGAGGAGGUGAUUGAAAGAGCCAACAACGUUAAGUAUGGGCUGGCGGCUACCGUGUGGUCCAGCAAUGUGGGGCGCGUCCACCGGGUGGCUAAGAAGCUGCAGUCCGGCUUGGUCUGGACCAACUGCUGGCUCAUCAGGGAGCUGAACCUUCCUUUCGGGGGGAUGAAGAGUUCUGGAAUAGGUAGAGAAGGAGCCAAGGACUCUUACGACUUCUUCACUGAGAUCAAAACCAUCACCGUUAAACACUGAUCUUGCUGAUGGUGGAGCCACUAUGGCCAAUGCCUGGCUGCAGGCAUCAGUUGUUCAGUGUGGUGGAUGAAAAUCAUGGCAUGAAUUCCAGCUAUGCCUUGACUUGGCAGAAGGUUAUCUCUAGCUUGUCCUCAGUUCUUAGUAAUUUUACCCGCUAGUGAAGAGAUACUGUCUAUUUUCAAUGUGGACUCGGAAGAAAAGACUUCUAAGUAGGAAGAUAGAGCAAUGAUGCCAAACAGUUGUCAAGCUCCUCCCAGGUUAUGUUUUCAUAGUGUUUCUUUCAUCAUCUUCAUUGAACUCUUGGGAAUCUCCAGAUAAUCAGAUUAUUUCAUUUGCAAGUAUAUGGUAAAUUUUAAAAAAAUCUACAAUCAGGCACAGUGCCUCAUGCCUAUAAUCCCAGCACUUUGGGAGGCCAAGGUGGGUGGAUCACUUGAGUUCAGGAGUUUGAGAUCAGCCUAGGCAACAUGGUGAAAUCCUGUCUUUACCAAAAAUUUAAAAAUUAGCUGGGUGUGGUGCCCUCUGCCUAUAGCCCCAGCUACUUGGGAGGCUGAGGUGGGAGGAUCGCUUGAGCCCAGGUGGUUGAGGCUGCAGUGAGCCAGGAUCAUGCCAUUGCAUAUCAGCCUGGGGGACGGAGUGAGACCUUGUCUUAAAAAAAAAAAUGCUGCAAAACCAAAAAGAAACAAAUAGCCAUAAUUUGCCAUCUUUGGAGAGAUUAUGGAGAUAAUCUCCUUGUCUAUUAGCCACUAGCAUGGCUAAUUGAUCAUUGAUUGUACCUCAUUACAUAAGGGGGCAGUGGACGUCUUUGGAAUUUGUUAGGGGAAGGCUAUGUGGUAAGCUCUACUAAAUGUAUCUGUACAAGGAUGAAGAAAAACAAAAUACUACUUUUGGAGCAAACUUGGAACAAGAAGAGGACAUAGUUUGAUCUAUUCCUACGGUCGAGUCUAAUCAAUUCCAUUUCUUAGUGUAUGCAUCUAAUGAGGCUUACAACUUGCUAACCCCAAAAGAAGCAAUAAAUGUUAAGCAAUUUUAGUAACCA